Molecule: messenger RNA, 1748 nt
Organism: Crotalus tigris (Tiger rattlesnake)
Lineage: Eukaryota; Metazoa; Chordata; Lepidosauria; Squamata; Viperidae
Gene: NXPH4
Product: neurexophilin 4
Exons: 2
Coding region: 153-974 (273 amino acids)
Molecular function (GO): signaling receptor binding
Source: RefSeq, a predicted model, not a curated record
GAGGGGGGGCUCUUUCUUAAGGAGCAGCACUCGGCCUCCCCACAUCUUUCCCUCCAACCUCUCUCCUUCUCUUUCUCCCUCUGGCUCUCUCCAGUUUUUCUCCUCUCCUCCUCCCCGCUCUCAAUGCUGGUGAAAGAUCUCUCCCUCGAAACAUGAAGGUCCUCAGCUGGGUACGGCUCGCCCUCAGCCAGUGGCUUGUGCGAGAGGUUGUAUGUGCCGAGGGCCAUGUAACCAAGACCCUGAACUAUCUUGAAAUGAGUCCUUCGAGUGUCUUGAAGACUGGACCAUAUGGUAGCUCUUUCAAACCCCACCCACUCAGCCCUGGCCGGAUAUUUUCCAAUGAGCCAUCCAAAGCCAAGCUGGACCCUUUUGGUGGUGCACUAAGUCCAUGGGACUGGACCAAGAAUCAGACAGCCAUGGAGCACUUCAAUCAGCGAGCCAAAAGGAAGCCCUCAAUGAAGGCAGGUCGUACCAAGAAAAUCUUUGGAUGGGGGGACUUUUAUUUCAACAUCAAGACCUUGAAGUUUAGCCUCCUUGUGACAGGCAAGAUUGUGGAUCACAUUAAUGGUACCUUCAGUGUCUAUUUCCGACACAACUCCUCCAGCCUGGGCAAUGUUUCAGUAAGCAUUGUGCCACCCACCAAAGUUGUAGAAUUUGAUGUCUUGGUUCCUCCUAUCCCCACCCAACAUCUCCAUCCCCAGCAGUCCACUUUAGCUGAGCCGAAGGAAUCUAAGACCUUCAAUUGUCAUGUGGAGUAUGAGAAGACCAACCGGGCACGCAAGAAUAAGCCCUGCCUGUACGAUCCAUCCAAGAUCUGUUUCACUGAGCAUACACAGAGCCAUGCAGCCUGGCUCUGUGCUAAACCGUUCAAGGUCAUCUGCAUCUUCAUCUCAUUCUUCAGCAUUGAUUACAAGCUGGUUCAGAAAGUCUGUCCAGACUAUAACUUCCAGAACGAGAAUCCUUACUUUGGCUGAUGAGUGGACUGGGCCUUGGAGGGAUGGGGAUGUGGGGAUGAAAUAAGUUGUGAUUUUUAUCCAGCAGAGAGUGAGAACUUUGGAUGACUGGGAAAGAAAAAUAUGAACUCCCAACCAUGCUUGAUAGGACAAGAACAGCUGGUUUGGUUUAGGAACUGGAUGUUGUUCCAUCAGACACUCCACUUCCAGUAGCCAGUGAAUUUUCCCAGGACGUUAGGAAGAUGAAGAGUGGCCAGAGGGACAAUAUUGUUUUCACAACUCAUUCUUCCCCUUUCUGAUGCCAUUUGUGAGCAUCUCGUGGGGAUUCCCUGCAAGAUAAAGAAAUAGCUUGCCGUGGCUGUAUCUCUUUUGUGCAUACAUAAUCCCUGCUGCUUUGGUGGGGUUCUUACACUGACUACAUGUUCACAUCCCUAAGGAUCAUACCUCCCAGAUGGAAUGUGAAGGUUCAAGUAGCAGUGACAGAUAUCUCUCUUCCUCAGGCUAUAUCAUACAUCAUCCAGCUGGAAUUCUCGUAGGCCUAACUGAGGGUGGGGGAAUAGAAUAUUAACCAAGUGCACUAAUUCAAGUCUCAUCGGAUAACUUAGAAGAGCAAAUGUCAGCAGGGUUGAGGGACACUUGUCUAAGGUGGGAAAUUCAGCUGCCUGAACUUUCCUGUUCCAAUAAGGAGAGAUGAAAGGGGGAGGUAGCAUCGUAUAAAAUCUAGGAAUAUGUGGCAAGUGGAAUUAAAGUAAAGAGGGUACUUGGGAUGUGAGUGAGAUCAUGGCAUAUGGCACA